GCAUGGCUGGCUGGGUGGCACGUCUCCAUGUGUCUGACUCUACGAUGUCAUGUGUGUGUGGGGGUUACAGUGAGUGUGUUUGUGUGGACAGACAAUUGAAGAUCUGAGAACCGAUUUCACGCAGCCUUUUUUCUUUUGCCCCGAAUGCUUUUUGACCUGAAGCCUGCCCGUCCAUGAGUCCCGCGUGUUCUGGCCAAUACGCGCAAGCACCCCUGAACACACAUACCGCCAACCAUCAAAGGCAGCAAAGGCAAUCAGUCGACUUACUCGAUCACACAAAACGGCACGCGGACACGCAUGACGGACGGGACGAAAAAUGCCGUCUCCUUACGCACACACUGUGGGAAAAAUACACUCUCAGCUGGCCCCCCAGGGUGUGGCCGGCCAUCCUCGAGUGCCCCAUGCAUUGACUACCCUCAUUUCCCUCUCACAUACCGCAUAGGCUUGAACGAAUGUCUAAGAGCAGUGGAAAAAUCACUGCUGUAAGGUGUACAGCUCUCGCAGCCAUCCCGGUGGACCAGUUCGGAAGAGCAGACACUCACGCAAGGAACCAGCUCAGCCAAGGGCAGUCGGGCACAGACACUCCAUCACUAAGGCCAAUUUGCCUAAGGCUGCUCUCCGCCUCUCAGACUCACACGCGAGCCCCCGUCUUCAGCGGCUCCGGUGGUCUUGUCCUCCGUGGGCGUGCCGGCGAGCUGUUCCAUGACAGAGGCGAGCUGCUUCUCCAGCGCAUUCACACGCUGCGCCAACGCGGCCUCGCGCUUCUGCAGCUCCUGCACUACGCCGGUCAUCGAGUAGAACAUGUGAUCCUGAAAAGACAGACAGACAGACCCACACUGCGCCACCGGAACCAGCCAUCCUCCGUUCCAAAAUCUGCCAACUUACCAUGUCGAUGUACAAGGUCUCCUCAGGCUGGGGCUCCUUGUCGCCGGUCUCCUCAUCGCCUUGCUCAGCCACCUGCUCGACCUCGCUGGUCACGGCCUCUGCAUGAGCAGACAUGGGUGAGCCUCCGUGAGGGAGAUGUGUCGUUUGCCAUACCUGGAAAAAUCUUCUGAAGAUCCUGCGCCGUCAGACCUGCGGACGUAUCAGUCAGGCAGACACACUGGAGUAGUGGGUUUAUUUGCCGAGGGCCUUACCGAGGUGCACUUGGCUGCCGUCCUCAUCGCUGAGCCGUCUCCCCUUGUCCGGGUCGAACUGAUAAGUUUUCAGUGGUAUGUCGGCGAACUGGGAAGAAGACACGAUAAGUGUGCGCCCAUCUCGCGUGUGACGCGUCCCGAGUGGGUCGCAUACCUUCUCAUAGGCCUCCUCCAUCGACUCAGGUGUCACGUCCUGAGCAAAAGGCAGAUGCGCACACAGCACGGCCCGAUGAAUCCCCCAGAUGCGCCGUCCUUAAACUCUGAAGGGACCUGAAUGUUUCUCUUGAAUUUCUCAUCCGAGAUUCCUUUCAAGCCCCCAGGCGUGUAAAAAAUGAAAUCACUGUAGACUUUGUGAAUGUUCCCCCCCCCUCUUCCUCCGAUCCCACAUCCAAUAGUGCCUGUAGCACACAAGGCGACAGCAAAGGUGAUCGUUCCUCCCAUCCAUCAUUCUCACCCCAUCCAGCCGUGAACGGCGCCGGCCCCACGGGAGCCCCCCAUUGAAUCGCUAAAGCAGGAUCAUUCCGGCAAAACCCCUCGACCCAUUUCCGGCCAUUGACGGGAGGAGAGCCGCUGAUGAAAGCUGCAGGAAUCUGAGUGAGGCACAAGGCGACGGCCACAAGGGCAAGGGCGGCAGAGCUGCGCAUCAUGAUGAAUGACGAGAUAGCGAGGGAGACGGGACGAGGGCGCAACAUCCAAAAAUCCCUGGGACUCCUCUUUGG
Messenger RNA from Vitrella brassicaformis, 1855 nucleotides. The record is from the annotation of a GenBank genome assembly. NCBI's taxonomy places the organism in Eukaryota, Vitrellaceae.